Messenger RNA from Pelecanus crispus (Dalmatian pelican), 2353 nucleotides. Lineage: Eukaryota; Metazoa; Chordata; Aves; Pelecaniformes; Pelecanidae. The record is from RefSeq and is a predicted model, not a curated record.
CGCAGGUGUUGGUGGAAUGAGCGUUGCGUGUGUUUUGAAGAGAAAAGCAGUACUCUGGCAGGACUCGUUCAGCCCCCACCUGAAACAGCACGCUCAAGAUACAGCUAAUCCCAACAUGCCUGUUGUAUUGACAUCUGGAACAGGGUCCCAGGCUCAGCAACAGCCAGCUGCAAAUCAGGCGCUUGCAGCGGGGACGCACUCCAGUCCUGUUCCUGGAUCCAUAGGAGUCGCAGGCCGCUCCCAGGACGACGCUAUGGUGGAUUACUUCUUCCAGAGGCAGCAUGGUGAGCAGCUUGGGGGAGGAGGAAGUGGUGGAGGCGGCUAUAAUAACAGCAAACAUCGCUGGCCUACUGGGGAUAACAUUCAUGCAGAACAUCAGGUGCGUUCCAUGGAUGAACUGAAUCAUGAUUUUCAAGCGCUUGCUCUGGAAGGACGGGCUAUGGGAGAGCAGCUGUUGCCGGGUAAAAAGUUUUGGGAAUCUGAUGAUUCCAGCAAAGAUGGACCAAAAGGGAUAUUUCUGGGAGAUCAGUGGAGAGACAGUGCUUGGGGAACAUCAGAUCACUCUGUUUCCCAACCAAUUAUGGUUCAGAGAAGACCUGGUCAGGGCUUUCAUGUGAAUAGUGAAGUCAACUCAGUGCUUUCACCACGGUCAGAGAGUGGAGGACUUGGAGUUAGCAUGGUGGAGUAUGUGUUGAGCUCAUCUCCUGGAGACUCCUGCCUAAGGAAAGGAGGAUUUGGGCCAAGGGAUGCAGAGAAUGAUGAGAAUGACAAAGGGGAUAAGAAAAAUAAGGGCACAUUUGAUGGCGAUAAAUUAGGAGAUCUGAAGGAGGAGGGGGAUGUGAUGGAUAAAACAAAUGGUUUGCCUGUGCAGAAUGGAAUCGACGCAGAUGUCAAAGACUUCAGCCGUACACCUGGUAAUUGCCAGAACUCUGCUAGUGAAGUAGAUCUUUUGGGUCCAAACCAGAAUGGAUCAGAGGGCUUAGCCCAGCUGGCGAGUACUAACGGUGCCAAGCCGGUGGAGGAUUUCUCCAACAUCGAGUCCCAGAGUGUCCCUCUGGAUCCCAUGGAGCACGUUGGCAUGGAGCCUCUUCAGUUUGAUUAUUCUGGCACUCAAGUACCCGUGGACUCGGCCGCAGCCACCGUGGGCCUCUUCGAUUACAGUUCCCAGCAGCAGUUGUUCCAAAGACCGAAUGCACUUGCGGUUCAACAGCUAACAGCAGCGCAGCAGCAGCAGUACGCGUUGGCAGCUGCCCAUCAGCCUCACAUAGCAGGUUUAGCUCCUGCUGCCUUUGUCCCCAAUCCGUACAUCAUCAGCGCCGCUCCGCCGGGAACAGAUCCGUACGCAGCCGGACUUGCAGCAGCUGCGACAUUAGGUCCGGCGGUUGUUCCUCACCAGUACUAUGGAGUUACGCCCUGGGGAGUUUAUCCUGCCAGUCUCUUCCACCGCGCUGCAACUAACUCGGCAAAUCAGCAGACCACUCAGCAAACCCAGCAGGGCCAACAACAGGUCCUACGCGGAGGAGCCAGUCAGCGUCCUCUGACCCCGAAUCAGAACCAGCAGGGACAGCAGACCGAUCCGCUGGUGGCUGCCGCAGCCGUCAAUUCCGCCCUUGCCUUUGGACAAGGGCUGGCAGCGGGGAUGCCAGGUUACCCGGUGCUGGCUCCUGCUGCUUACUACGACCAAACGGGUGCUCUCGUGGUGAACGCGGGGGCCAGGAACGGCCUGGGGGCCCCCGUCCGCCUGGUAGCCCCCGCUCCAGUCAUCAUCAGCUCCUCCGCCGCGCAAGCGGCAGUUGCAGCGGCUGCAGCUUCAGCCAACGGCGCAGCGGGCGGCCUGGCAGGAACGACAAACGGACCAUUUCGCCCUCUAGGAACUCAGCAGCCCCAGCCCCAGCCCCAGCAGCAGCCCACCAACAACCUGGCAUCCAGCUCGUUCUACGGCAACAACUCUCUCAGCAGCAAUUCCCAGAGCAGCUCGCUCUUUUCUCAGGGCUCUGCCCAGCCUGCCAACACUUCCCUGGGAUUUGGAAGCAGCAGCUCUCUCGGUGCUACGCUGGGGUCUGCGCUGGGAGGAUUUGGGACAGCAGUUGCUAACUCCAACACGGGCAGCGGCUCAGACUCCCUUACAGGGAGCAGCGACCUGUACAAGAGGACAUCCAGCAGUUUGACACCUAUAGGACACAGUUUUUAUAAUGGCCUUGGGUUUUCUUCCUCUCCUGGACCUGUGGGAAUGCCUCUGCCCAGCCAAGGACCCGGCCACUCUCAGACUCCGCCACCUUCCUUAUCUUCACACGGAUCAUCCUCAAGUUUAAACCUGGGUAAGAGCCACGGUGCCACUGUCCCAGCCCUGCGG